Messenger RNA from Eptesicus fuscus (big brown bat), 4480 nucleotides. RefSeq names its product anoctamin 1 (gene ANO1). Gene Ontology annotation, cellular component: plasma membrane. NCBI's taxonomy places the organism in Eukaryota, Metazoa, Chordata, Mammalia, Chiroptera, Vespertilionidae. Bases 123 to 3125 code for a protein of 1000 amino acids. The transcript is spliced from 28 exons. The record is from RefSeq and is a predicted model, not a curated record. Gene Ontology annotation, biological process: chloride transmembrane transport. Gene Ontology annotation, molecular function: protein dimerization activity; chloride channel activity.
UCUCUCCUGCGAGGCCACCCGACGCAGAAGUGCGACUUCUGGAGACUUUCAUUCAAGAGGCCGCCGGGGCCGUGGACGGGGAGGGCGCGCCGCCCGGCGGUCCCGGCGCACAGACGAGCGAGAUGAGGGUCAAUGAGAAGUACUCCACGAUCCCGGCCGAGGACCGCAGCGUCCACAUCAUCAACAUCUGCGCCAUCGAGGAGGCCGGCUACCUGCAGUCCGAGGGCACGCUGCUGAACUCGCUGUCCGUGAACCCUGACGCCAAGUGCAGGUAUGGCCUGUACUUCCGCGAUGGCAAACGCAAGGUGGACUACGUCUUGGUGUACCAUCACAAGCGGGGCUCGGGCAGCAAGACGCUGGCCAGGAGGGUCCUGCAGAACGACGCCGCGCUGGGCGCCUGCAGCGGCCGGCAGGAGCAGCCCCUGCCCGGGAAGAGCGGCCCCGGGGGCAAGGGCGAGCAGGAGACCCAGAUGGACUUCUACGAGGAUGACAAGCGGUUCCGCAGGGAGGAGUACGAGGGGAACCUCCUGGAGGCGGGUCUGGAGCUGGAGCGCGACGAGGAGACCAAAAUCCACGGCGUCGGGUUUGUGAAGAUCCACGCGCCCUGGAACGUGCUGUGCAGGGAGGCGGAGUUUUUGAAACUGAAGAUGCCGACCAAGAAGCUGUAUCACAUCAACGAGACGCGGGGCCUCCUGAAGAAGAUCAGCUCGGUGCUCCAGAAGAUCACGGACCCCAUCCAGCCCCGGGUGGCGGAGCACAGACCCCAGAGCAUGAAGCGGCUCUCCUACCCCUUCUCCAGGGAAAAGCAGCACCUAUUUGACCUGUCUGACAAGGAUUCCUUUUUCGAUAGCAAAACCCGGAGCACAAUAGUCUAUGAAAUUCUGAAAAGAACAACGUGUACCAAAGCCAAGUACAGCAUGGGGCAAGGAGAGGGAAGAAAGAAGGACUCUGCCCUUCUAAGUAAAAGGCGGAAAUGUGGCAAAUACGGCAUCACCAGCCUGCUGGCCAAUGGCGUUUACUCGGCUGCCUACCCUCUGCACGAUGGAGACUAUGAAGGUGAGGACGUGGAGUUCAACGACAGAAAACUCCUGUACGAAGAGUGGGCCAGCUACGGCGUCUUCUAUAAGUACCAGCCCAUCGACCUGGUCAGGAAGUACUUUGGGGAGAAGAUCGGCCUGUACUUCGCCUGGCUGGGCGUGUACACCCAGAUGCUCAUCCCCGCCUCCGUGGUCGGGGUCAUCGUUUUCCUCUAUGGAUGCGCCACCGUCAAUGAGAACAUCCCCAGCAUGGAGAUGUGUGACCAGAGCCACAACAUUACCAUGUGCCCGCUGUGCGACAAGACCUGCAGCUACUGGAAGAUGAGCUCGGCCUGCGCCACGGCCCGGGCCAGCCACCUCUUCGACAACCCGGCCACCGUCUUCUUCUCCAUCUUCAUGGCUCUCUGGGCCGCCACCUUCAUGGAGCACUGGAAGCGCAAGCAGAUGCGCCUCAACUACCGCUGGGACCUCACAGGCUUCGAGGAGGAGGAGGAGGCCGUCAAGGACCAUCCCAGAGCUGAGUACGAAGCUCGAGUUUUGGAGAAGUCACUUAGGAAAGAAUCCAAGAACAAAGAGAAGCGCCGGAAAAGGCAAGAAGAUUCAACAAACAAAUGGAAGCAGAGGGUUAAGACAGCCAUGGCGGGGGUGAAAUUGACUGACAAGGUGAAGCUGACCUGGAGAGACCGGUUCCCCGCCUACUUCACCAACUUGAUGUCCAUCGUCUUCAUGAUCGCGGUCACCUUCGCCAUCGUCCUUGGAGUCAUCAUCUACAGAAUCUCCACAGCCGCCGCCUUAGCCAUGAACUCCUCCCCCGCCGUGCGGUCCAACAUCCGGGUCACGGUCACGGCCACCGCGGUCAUCAUCAACCUGGUGGUCAUCAUCCUGCUGGACGAGGUCUACGGCUGCGUAGCCCGGUGGCUCACCAAGAUCGAGGUCCCCAAGACGGAGAAGAGCUUCGAGGAGAGGCUGAUCUUCAAGGCUUUCCUGCUGAAAUUCGUCAACUCCUACACCCCCAUCUUUUACGUGGCUUUCUUCAAAGGCCGGUUCGUGGGGCGCCCCGGCGACUACGUGUACAUCUUCCAGUCCUUCCGCAUGGAAGAGUGCGCCCCGGGCGGCUGCCUGAUGGAGCUGUGCAUCCAGCUCAGCAUCAUCAUGCUGGGCAAGCAGCUCAUCCAGAACAACCUGUUCGAGAUCGGCAUCCCGAAGAUGAAGAAGUUCAUCCGCUACCUGCGGCUGAAGCGCCAGAGCCCCGCCGACCACGACGAGCACAUGAAGAGGAAGCAGCGAUACGAGGCGGACUUCACGCUGGAGCCGUUCGGGGGCCUCACCCCGGAGUACAUGGAGAUGAUCAUCCAGUUUGGCUUCGUCACCUUGUUCGUGGCGUCCUUCCCCCUCGCCCCGCUGUUCGCGCUGCUGAAUAACAUCAUCGAGAUCCGCCUGGAUGCCAAAAAGUUCGUCACCGAGCUGCGCAGGCCGGUGGCCGUCCGGGCCAAAGAUAUCGGAAUCUGGUACAACAUUCUCAGAGGCAUCGGGAAACUUGCCGUCAUCAUCAACGCCUUCGUGAUCUCCUUCACGUCCGACUUCAUCCCCCGCCUGGUGUACCUGUACAUGUACAGCCAGAACGGGACCAUGCACGGCUUCGUCAACCACACUCUCUCCUCCUUCAACGUCAGCGACUUCCAGGAGGGCACGGCCCCCAACGACCCCCUGGACCUGGGCUACGAGGUGCACAUCUGCAGGUACAAAGACUACCGGGAGCCCCCGUGGUCGGAGCACAAGUACGACAUCUCCAAGGACUUCUGGGCCGUCCUGGCGGCACGGCUGGCCUUCGUCAUCGUCUUCCAGAACCUGGUCAUGUUCAUGAGCGACUUCGUGGACUGGGUCAUCCCGGACAUCCCCAAGGACAUCAGCCAGCAGAUCCACAAGGAGAAGGUGCUGAUGGUCGAGCUGUUCAUGAGGGAGGAGCAGGGCAAGCAGCAGCUGCUGGACACCUGGAUGGAGCGGGGCCCGAAGAAGGACGAGCCCUGCAGCAACCACAGCCCCGAGGCCGCCCCGGACGGCCCCGAGCACCAGGGCGGCGCCCUGUAGCGGCCCCGGCGCCCGACCGACCGGUACCUCUCCCGGGCAGGCAGCCCACCCCCACCAGGUCGGGUGGCUCCUGUGUUUGCAGCAAACCUUGAAGACCACCUUCUGAUAAGACAACAUUUUUUAAAAUCUUUUUUUCUGGGGUUGUUUCUUUUUUUUUUUUUCCCCUUGUUUUUGCACAAAACCAUUAUGCAGGGAAUUUUUUAUCUUGACUCUCGGAGUUCAUCAGAACGGUUGCUGGGACGGGGCGGUGCACGCGGCAGAGGCGGCCUUGGCAGGGCAGUCCUGGCGUCUCCCCCCCGCGGCGGCCAUGAGCAGAGGCGCCGGGGAGCACCUCCCGUCAUCCCCCCCGGCGCCCUGACAGGUGGGAAUGGCAUCCGAGGCCCUGGGCACAUCUGGUGCCACGUGGAGGGGGAACGGAGAAGCGGGCAAGGACUGAGCCAUUGGAGACCAGGUCCCUGAGACCUCACCUGCCUCUAGGUCCGGAGAGCGAGCCCAUUCCCAUCCCCCUUUCUGUAGGCUCAGAAGCAGGCACUCUGGUCAGGAGCGGUGGCCUGGCCAUGUCAGCCAGAGGGCGUGGGAGCGUCCAGCUUACUCCUGAGAGCCAGCGGGGGCAGGUCCCGCCGGGAGCCACACCUGCCCCCUACCCCACCCCACCCCACCCCUGCGCCGGGAGCUGGCCUCACAGCUGUCCCCUUUCCUCAUGGACAAAGCCCAGUGACAGGACAACAGGGUGUGAGCAGUCACGCGGAGGCAUCUGGGGGCGACAGUGGUUUCAGGAAGUCUGACGGCUCCCAGGGAUCGGUCACAGCUUUAGGAUAUUUAUGGAGGGUCUGUUUCUUUUUUCUUUUUUUUUUUCCUAAUCGAUUCUAUGGUGGUGGGUUUGAAGGGUUUCUUUUCCUGUAGCUCAAAGGUGGAAGGAAUUUCUUUUACUAGUUAACCAAAUAUCGUUGAGAGGAAUUUCAAAUACUGUUACUACCAAAGAUUUUUAUUAAUAAAGCCUUCUAUUUUGGUAACACUUCUCUAUAUUUUUACUCAUAGGAACGUUCCUGUUGGACAGUUAGGAUUUUAAGAGCUUUGUGCACACAGGUCUUGCGGGUGACGGGGUCCAAGUCUCGAGCACCCAGAGAAACACGGGAGGGGAAGGAGAUACACCGUGUUUGUCGCGACCGCGGGGCGGACGCAGCGCUGACAUCCCGCCAGCUGCCUGCUCUGUUCAUAGUCUGCAGGCGGCGACGUCCCUCGUGUGCUAAAAUGGUGCCGUCGGAUGCUUCUGUGUUCUCAUGUACAGGACGUUGUUUGACAUGGGGGUUUUGUAUACGAACAUUGUAUUAAAAACUAGGUGAUUACCAAAAAUC